AUGGCAGGAAGCUGGGAUGGAAGCCAGUCAGAUGAUAGCUCUCAUUUCGAGCGAGGAGUAGAUCAUAUCUACGAAGCAUUCAUCUGCCCGUUGACGAAGGAGGUUAUGCAUGAUCCUGUUACUUUGGAGAAUGGGCGAACAUUCGAGCGUGAAGCCAUUGAAAAAUGGUUCAAGGAAUGUCGGGACAGUGGGAAACCUCUGUCUUGCCCUAUAACUUCUCAGGAGCUGAGUAGCGCUGAUGUAUCCCCCAGUAUAGCUCUUCGUAACACGAUCGAAGAGUGGAGAUCCAGGAAUGAUGCUGCGAAGCUUGACAUUGCUCGUCAGGCGCUGUUUUUAGGAAAUGCUGAGGAAGAUAUUUUGCAAGCUUUGAUGCAUGUUCGCCAAAUUUGCAGGAACAUCCGAUCAAGCAGGCAUGGCAUGCGCAACACUCAGCUUAUUCGUAUGGUCGUCGACAUGUUAAAAAGUACUAGCCAUAGAGUGCGGUAUAAGGCUUUGCAAACUCUUCAAGUUGUUGUUGAAGGAGAUGACGAGAGCAAGGCAAUACUAGCUGAAGGGGACACUGUGCGUACGCUAGUGAAGUUCUUAUCACAGGAGCCAUCAAAGGGGGGGGAGGCAGCUGUUUCCUUGUUGCUUGAGCUCUCCAAAUCAGAAGCUUUGUGCGAGAAGAUUGGUUCGAUAAAUGGAGCACUUAUUUUAUUGGUUGGUCUGACAAGCAGCAAUUCUGUAAAUGUCUCAAUAGUCGAGAAAGCUGAUAGAACAUUGGAAAACAUGGAGAGGUCAGAAGAAAUUGUUAGGCAGAUGGCUUCCUAUGGUAGACUCCAGCCUCUUCUAAGCAAACUCCUUGAAGGUUCACCUGAGACAAAACUCUCUAUGGCUUCCUUUCUUGGGGAGCUUCCCUUAAAUAACGAUGUGAAGGUUCUUGUGGCUCAGACUGUGGGUUCUGCUCUUGUUGAUCUUAUGAGAAGUGGUGACAUGCCACAACGGGAAGCUGCCCUGGGGGCUCUUAACAAAAUCUCAUCGUUCGAAGGGAGUGCUAAGGUCUUAAUCAACAUAGGAAUUCUCUCCCCACUUAUCAAAGAUCUGUUUUAUGUUGGGCCAAACCAACUUCCAAUUCGGUUGAAAGAAGUCUCUGCGACUAUUCUUGCUAACAUAGUGAACAUUGGCUAUGACUUUGACAAAGUCUCUGUUGGAGCGGCUCACCAAACUCUUCUUUCAGAAGACAUAGUGGAGAAUCUUCUCUAUCUAAUUAGUAACACGGGUCCAUCAAUCCAGUGCAAGCUGUUGGAGGUGCUUGUUGGACUCACCAGUUGCCCGAAAACAGUUGUAAAUGUCGUGUCUGCAAUUAAAACCUCCGGUGCAAUCAUCAGUUUGGUUCAGUUCGUAGAGGUUCGAGAAAAUGAUGAUUUGCGUUUGGCUUCCAUAAAGCUACUACAUAACCUUUCCCCACUCUUGAGUGAAGAACUAGCCACUGCCUUACGUGGCACUGUUGGACAACUAGGAAGCCUUGUUGCAAUCAUAUCAGAGAAGACACCAAUCACUGAAGAACAGGCUGCAGCUGCUGGGCUUCUUGCUGAAUUGCCAGAGAGAGACUUGGGUCUUACUCAGGAAUUGUUUGGAGUAGGUGCUUUUGAAAAAAUCAUCUCCAAAGUGAUUGGAAUCCGCCAAGGGGAAAUCAAGGGAAUCCGCCAACGGUUUGAGAGAACUUUUCUUGAAGGACUUGUGCGUAUACUUGCUAGGAUUACCUUUGCAUUCAACAAGGAGACUCGGGCCAUUACCUUCUGCUGUGAGUACAAUGUUGCUUCGCUCUUCAUUCAUCUGCUUCAAUCCAACGGUCAAGAUAACAUCCAGAUGGUUUCUGCCAUGGCUCUAGAGAAUCUUUCACUAGAGUCUAAAAACCUGACACGGAUCCCCGAUCUGCCUCCACCGAACUACUGUGGCUCCAUCUUUUCAUGUAUGAGCAAACCGCACGUCGUAACCGGGCUGUGCAAGAUCCACCAGGGAAUAUGUUCAUUAAGAGAAACAUUUUGCCUCGUCGAAGGACAAGCCGUGGAGAAAUUAGUGGCUCUGUUGGACCAUGAAAAUGUGAAAGUGGUGGAGGCCGCGCUUGCAGCUCUUUCGAGCUUAUUAGAAGACGGGUUAGAUGUGGAGAAAGGGGUCAAGAUAAUUGAUGAGGCGGAAGGGAUACGGCAUAUACUAAACGUUCUGAUUGAGAACCGAAAUGAGAGGCUGAGAAGGAGAGCGGUUUGGGUGGUGGAAAGGAUCUUGCGGAUAGAAGAGAUAGCAAGAGAGGUCGCGGAAGAACCGAACUGCAGCGCUGCGCUUGUAGACGCCUUUCAAAACGCUGAUUAUAGAACACGGCAAGACGCUGAGAAGGCGUUGAGACACAUUGAUAAAAUCCCUAACUUCUCAGGUAUAUUCCCAAACAUGGCAUAG
Arabis nemorensis is the source of this 2433-nucleotide messenger RNA. Lineage: Eukaryota; Viridiplantae; Streptophyta; Magnoliopsida; Brassicales; Brassicaceae. The record is from the annotation of a GenBank genome assembly.